AUGAAGUACAUCACCAUCAUCGCCGCUCUCAGCAGUCUUGUUUCUGCUGGGAGAAUGGAGGCCAGGGUACCUCAAGAUCCUGCAGAAGCAUCUGCCGUGCCGGCUGCACCAACUCCAGAAGUCAACCAGGCUACUAUGAGGGAGAUUAUGAACAUUAAUAAGGAAUUUGCGCUUAGAAUGUGCUUUCAAUUGGUCCAGAUCAUAAACAACACCGCCUUUCGCUAUCCGGAGGAUUACACAUCAGCAAAUGCAAUGUCGGAUUAUUGUCGUGAGAAGAGCAACAUGAUUUAUUGGCAACUCAAGGACGAACAAAAGGCCAGGAAUGGCGACGUUUACUAA
Messenger RNA from Metarhizium robertsii ARSEF 23, 339 nucleotides. RefSeq lists its product as uncharacterized. The record is from RefSeq and is a predicted model, not a curated record. NCBI's taxonomy places the organism in Eukaryota, Fungi, Ascomycota, Sordariomycetes, Hypocreales, Clavicipitaceae. The transcript is spliced from 2 exons. The coding region runs from base 1 to 339 and encodes 112 amino acids.